CUUGAACAGGACCCGCGAAAACGUUAAUCCUAGCGAAGAAGACACUACUGCUAGAGUGUGACCGCCGAACGCAGUGAGACCGUGUGGCGACGUACCAAUUCCCCGUAUCUGUGACACGUAUGUGAGAACUAGCCGCGCUCGGAAAUUGGACGUUGAUUGAAGAAGCGGGUGCUCUCGACUCGCGAAUGGCCGCGGUGGCCGUUGUGGUGGGGCUUUCUUGAGCAACCAGACGGUACGCCUGUGAACCCAAAGUGCCCAUCUCGCGCAAAGAUCUUCAGUCACGAUCACCAUCACGACACGGCAAAAUGCUCGAAUCAAUGAUCAUGAACCGAAUCUUUCGGUACUUCAUGAAGUUCCACGGGUACUUCAUCGCGUUUUGCACGAUCUUCUUCACGUCGGUCAUCAUCGUCAGCUCGUUCAUGGGCCGGGAGGUGCGCGACGAGCCGCUGUUCGUGGAGGAAGAAUUAGUCGAGGCGGUCCAACGGUUCCCGGUGCUGAUCCAGCUCGAGUCGGCCCUCUGGCUGUGCGCCUCGGCCCUCCUGGUGGCCGGCCUGUAUCGGGAAAACAAAAACUUUCUCACCCCCUUUCUGGCGCUGUUCAUCGUCGACGGCGUGGUCGUGAUCGUCCAGGAAACGGUUAACCUCUGCACCGGGCGCCCCUCGGAGCUGGCCAUGAUCGAGACCCGCCAGCUGGUCAUCAUGCUACUGGCCAACGUGUACGUGCUGGUCAGUCUGAUCGUGCUGUACCGGAUGUUCGGCAAGGGACCGCUGCCGGUGCCGCAGAACAACUUUGUGCGCUUCGACAACGAACAGGACGUGGAGUCGGGACCGCCCGGGUCGACCGCGCCACAGGCAACGACGACGGCGGCGGCGGCGGCCCACAGUGUCACGGCGGCGAUCGGUGCAACCUAAAGCAGCCGCGAGGCAGCUCCUGUCCCGUCCCGGCGUGCGGGCGCGCAAAAAUGCUAGUGAAAGUGAUGUACAUAUUUCGUGGUGUUGUGAAGUUGAACAUUUUGUACGUGUGAACGAGACCUCUGUGUGCGAGUGUGUAUGUGUGCGUUGUGACAUAAAUGUGGUGCGAAGAAGCGAAGUGGCUGCAGCAGCAGCCGUCGCCGCCGCAGGGGAAGAUGCGGAUCGCAGGCGUGGACUAGGCCAGCUGGCUGCGACGCGUAUGUGACCUCAACGCCGUCUCACGUGCCGUUCCACAAUUGGCCACAAUUAGGUGCUACCGAUCCGGGGGCUGGCCACUUGCUGGCGCACUGCUGACUGAAUGCGAAUCCAAUCUGCCUAUUGAAGUGGCCGGCGGCGGCGGCAAAGGUGUAUGUGAUAGCGCGCGCGGUGUACGCAUAAUAUUGGACACGGCCGGUGUCCUGGGCGGCGCGAAGGAUGCGCCGCUCAUCAUCAAAGCGGUCCGCAGCAGCAGCAGCAGCAGCAGUGGAGUAGCGGGACCGAGCUGUUUGCUAUUGUUAGGCCAAGCGGUCGUAUGUUGUGCGUUUCCGUUGUUUUAUUUUAGCCGACCAAAUAGCCAGUAAAGUAGUGGUGCGUCCGGUGCGGCCGCCUUACGCCUUGCAGCGGCACACGUUCGUUCUAUUUUUAAGUGCAAAUUGUCUCGUUACGCGCGAGGCCCACGGUGGGCCGACCAGACAUUCCGCGUCCGCGCGCGUAUCAGUAUCAUUAGUAACCGGGUACACGGUACUCAUCUCGCUCGGAGCUGAAGGUGCUGGCAGUAAUAUGUAGAAGAUACCCCCCAGGCGAGGGCCACUAAACAAUUAAUAAACAUAUCAUAGGACCCCGCUUGGCGCUUGGCGGCACUAGCCGGCCGCCGGCAUCGAGGUAGUAAUUCGAGCACCGACUGCAAUUUAAAACCACCCCAAAAAAGGUCAUUAGUAAUGUUGCCAACGCCAAAGCAAAUAAAUACAUACUUUUCGUGUCUUACUGUGGCGCGCGAACUGGGCCGAUAAUAAAGCAAGA
Messenger RNA from Anopheles cruzii, 1970 nucleotides. RefSeq lists its product as uncharacterized. NCBI's taxonomy places the organism in Eukaryota, Metazoa, Arthropoda, Insecta, Diptera, Culicidae. The record is from RefSeq and is a predicted model, not a curated record. The transcript is spliced from 5 exons. Bases 306 to 911 code for a protein of 201 amino acids.